This is a messenger RNA of Cololabis saira (Pacific saury), 510 nucleotides long. Its product is annotated as cytochrome c oxidase subunit 8A, mitochondrial. The transcript is spliced from 2 exons. The record is from RefSeq and is a predicted model, not a curated record. Bases 76 to 291 code for a protein of 71 amino acids. Gene Ontology annotation, biological process: mitochondrial electron transport, cytochrome c to oxygen. NCBI's taxonomy places the organism in Eukaryota, Metazoa, Chordata, Actinopteri, Beloniformes, Belonidae. Gene Ontology annotation, cellular component: mitochondrion.
GAAGAAGCAGCAGCAGACAGAAUUUCCUUCGACGAAGAAGAAGCAGCAGCAUCGAGACAACUUCAGAUCACAAACAUGUCAGGUCUUCUGAGAACCAUGACCGCCCGAGCUGCCCCUGUCCUGCGGGAACCCGCCGUCCUGCAGAAGGCGAGCCUGUUCACCAGACCCCCGAAGGAUAAGAUCGGGCCCCUGGAAACCUGCAUUGGAUUCGCCAUGUUCUCCCUGGCCAUCCUGGGACCAUCUGGAUGGGUCCUGGCCCACCUGGAGGAGUACAAGAAGAAGGCGGCAUAGAGUGGACAGCCCAGCCUGGUGCAUGGAUCCUGUCUCGACAAUGGACCACAACUUUUCUGUUUUACAUCUGAUAAAAACCUGGACGAGUCUUACCUGUUCUCUACCUCUGAGAGUUCCACUCCAGACCAUGUUACAACCCAACCAAACAAUGAUGUGUCGCACAUGUUUGUCGGCACAAUGACCACAUUGCAUAAUUAAACUUUAGUGUUCUAAAUCUCA